UGUUGGUUUGUUUCGAGGCUAUCGCGCGUGCGCACUUGGCGGCGGCGGUCAACAUGGCGGUUCCUGGGAUGAAGCCAGCUCUUCGGUCUCUGCAGAUUUUCGUCCUGCUCGUGUUAUUCACGCAAUGGGAGUGCGUGAUUGCUGAGUCGGACACAGCUGCAAUGAGCCAGAGCCUGGAGCCCCGGCAGGUGUACCCGUUCCGGCGGUACGGAGACGUGACCCUGCUGCCCUUCCUCGUCUCCCACGGGGCACUGCGGGCCAGCUGGUCCUUCAGGGCCAACGUGAGCAGGCACUGCACCCCAGAGAAGGUCCACCUAUACCUGCAGUAUGGUGGGCUUCCUGUGCUGAGCCCCCUGAACGCCACGUUUCCCGACAACUUUGUUACCCAACGCCAGCGCCUGCGGAGCAUCGUUCUAGACACGGACUCCACGGACCACUUCAUCAACGUGACCUCGCCCGACCCGGGCCAGUGGUUCGGCGCUGCCUUCACGCUCGAUCCGCACCAGCGCAUUGUGCAGAAGGACCUGUUUGCGCCAUGUAAGGUGUUCCUGUCUAGCACUCUUUCCACCUACCAGCUGGAUGGAGUCACCGAUCUGCUGCUGAAUCAGUCCACCGCCCACCGUGUUGCUCAACCCACCUACUUUAGGUUUUCGGCACCGCACGAAGCCUGGAGCGUGAACCUGACCGUGACGGAGUGCAAGCAGACAAGCACUUUGUCCGCUGUGGGACAGUGUCCCCUGGCACUCAAAGCCACCUCAGGGGUGGCCCCGGUGCUGGACGAGGAAGUGGACCUCGAGGUGGAGCGACGCACAACUGCGAUCAACUGCAGCGCUGACCCCUGCCAAGGGUCGAUGGCCCCUGAGCCAGGAGAGUGGAGCUAUCUUCUCGUGGAGCCCGUCGGGGGACCUGUGGAGUUCAAGCUCCUCUUGACAGCCAUGGACUGCAAGUCCUUCGAAGAGUCCAGGUCUGCUGCAAAGCUGAAGAGAAAGCCUGAAGGAAAAAUAGACAUCUUGGAGAAAAUUCUUUCGGCGAAUGCAAGCGUUCUAAAAUCCGUCUUGAGCGAGUACCUCGAGCCGCCAGAUGUGCCGGACACUUGCUGGCCCUCCUACGAGCUCAUGCACGUGAACAUGCCAGGUGCAUUUGAGUACGGCUACCGGCUAAAUCACUCCGACUCCAACUUCAGCUCGAGCCUCAACUUGAGCCAUUCCGAGCCGACUCUCAUCACGUUCCGGGUGUUUCCCGUUGUAGACACCGGAGGCACCCUUUCCAUCACGCUCAGACUCCACGCUCCCGAACAGGAGGCCCUGCUGAACAACAUCACCGUGCGUGCGGUUCUCACGUACGGGUCUCGACCCCGGCUGAGGCACGACGAGCGGGACUGGGACUGGGGCAGCACCUUUGCGGUCAACACCAGCUCGGUGGGCUCCGCGACCGCCGAGAUCCACCUGCCCUAUCCGGAGGCGGGCCUCUGGUACCUCGGCCUGCUGCCCCUCUGCUACCUGGAGGACCGACGGAACGCGAGCGUGCCAGACUGGGUCCCGUGCGAAUACGAGUCGCUGUCCGUGGAACUGAGCAUCAACUCGUCGGCGUGCCUGAAUCAAAAGUGCGGCCUCUUUGGCCGUUGCUUCCAGUACAUCAGCGGCGGAAUUAUCUUCAGCAGCUGCUACUGCAGCUCAGGUUAUCGGGGCUGGGGCUGCACCGACAGCACGGAGGCCCAGAGUUACAACCACAUGCUGAUUGAACUGCUGUUGCUCACGCUGAGCAACCUGUUCUUUCUCCCCGCCAUCCUCUUGGCGGUCAUUCGGCGCCACUUCUUGGAAGCGCUCGUCUACACGGCCACCAUGUUCUCUUCCGCGUUCUACCACGCCUGUGACGCGGACCUCUCGGUGAUCUGCGUGCUGCGCCCAAGCGUCCUCCAGUACUGCGACUUCCUGACGGCAACGGUGUCCCUCUGGGUGACCCUGCUCUGCCUGGCCGACCUCUCGGCACCCGCGCGUACCCUGGUGUCGACGUUCGGCGUCCUCUGCAUCGCCAUUGCUGUCGAGAACGACAGGAUGGGGCUGAUCGUCAUCGCGCUGCCCGUUGCCUUCGGCCUCACGCUCGUCUUCGUGUCUUGGAUGCGGCAGUGCUUCGUGCGAAGAUCCUGCUUCCCGCGCUCCAAGAUCUGGCUGCUCAGCAUCGUGCCGGGAGCUGCGCUGGCGGUCAUCGGCGUCGUGCUGUACACGGGCUUCGAGACGCGGCGCAACUACGCCUACGUGCACAGCGCCUGGCACGCCCUCGUCGGCCUCUCCCUCUUUGUCGUCUUGCCAGGCAGGCGGAAAUCUCCGGAUGGCGACCUGAAGCCAGACCCCAUAAAUCCGUGCAGCUACGUCCGCGUCGAAGAACUGAGCGACAUGACGCCCACGCCCGAGCCCGCCUCGACGGCUCGCAGCCAGCUGGUGCCCCCCGGCACGGCGUGACCGUGGCACGACGGCGGCACGGGGUGGAUGCCCGUCUUUGGCGCAAACCCCCGCGACUCCCCAUACAUUGCGGGCUACAGGCGCCUCUCGGUCACCCCAAACACCGGGAUGUGAAGCGGUGCCAUGUGUGAGCGAGCAGUCGCACCUCAAGAGCUAGUCUGGCCACCGUUGGUGGAAAACGCUUUGUUGGGGCAUCAGCGAGCAGGCACCAAGGCUAGCCCGCAGUCUGGCCACAGCAGGCUAGGUGGCGCAAGCUACUGCUCAAUGCAAAAGGUGUAGCCAACGCCGUCUAUAUCCAUUCGUACAUCCAUCCAGGCUCGACUAACGGACAAUCUACACGCACCAGCGGCAAGAUGGCCGUACCUGCAAACGCGUGUUCCACUUUAAUCUCGGAUGCGAUCCUGGCUUCAAUGCCGGCUGCAAUCUGUGUUCACUACGACGUAACCCCGAUGCUGGCUAAUGCUAGGAGCUACAACGUUAAAAAAUGUCGGGCCUUUGUUGGCUUAAUGCUGGCCAGUGUUGACUGUGAUGGUGGGAUCCAUGUGCACUACCAGGUUGAACGAAAUGCGGGUUUCAUUGUCGGCUAGGUUGAAUGCUGGCUUCAGCAUUGGCUAUGAUAUUGACCACAAUAUCUGCGGCAGUGACUGUAAUAUUGAUUGCACUGCCAUCUACCCCAGCAGUGCUGAAGUGCUGACUGUCGCCUUUGCUAGUGUUUAUUGGGUCUACAUCAGUAUAUUGUUUAGCUACAAUGUUGCUACACCACUAGCUAUCAUGCUAGCAUGCAUUUUGUUGUCUUGUUACAUUUUUUUAUGCUGAUAACAACUAUAUGAUAUUGACCAUUGUAUACUGACUGUAAUGGCGACUCAAAACUUGUGUGUAAUCCUAGGUUUGAUGUGGAUCACUCUGCAAGCUGCAAAAAUUAUUCUUUACUGCCUGGGAUGAUGGCUAUGGUGUUGAGAACAAUUGUUGACCACAACGUAAAUUUUAUAUGUUUGUGAGACCCAUUCAAAAAAUUUAGUGACUGUUUCCUGGACUGGAAAGCUUCAUAUUCUAGCAACUAUGCAAUCUGCAUUUUUUUUUUAUUGACAUUGUGCCGCUUUUCCAAGCACUAAACUUCCUCUAGUCUGUUUGCAUCGCAUAUAGUUUUCUUCUUUUAUUUUCGUUUUUGCAGAAACAUUGCCUCUUUACUUAUUUCUAAUAAAUGAACAUUAAUUUUAAAUAUGGUGACAGCAGAACUGAAACUGUUUAAGUAAUUUAGAAUUAUUACUAGGUGCAUGUGAAGUAAUAAUUAUUUUUAAAAGUUUAAAGCAUUCUCUGGAACCAUAUUCAUAGCCAAACCCAAUAUAGUUUGUUCAUUGGUACAAUGAGAAAAUGCUAAAGCAAUCAUCUAUUUCAUUAGCUUUGGAUCUGGCUUUGGCUUUAUAUUUGACUUCUGUUUAAAGUUUGCUUUGUGAAGUUCAUGUUGGGUGAUUCAUGCCUUUUUUUUAUAUUUGCCCUCACUGUGCUGCCAUAUGUUUUAGAGUUACAGAGGGCAACAGCAUACCAUUGGUGUCAAGUUGUCUGCAAGAAAGGAACUGCAUUUUUGUCUUUAGGCUUCCCAAAGGAAGUAUAUUAUUUUGGUUGUUAAUGGAAGAAAAACAGCAGCAAACAAUUAGCAACAUACAUGUUUAUAGUGUAAAUAUUUGUGACGAUUAUUAAAUGCUUACGAAGCAGGUAAUGUGAAAAACUGUGUAAUAAAUGCACGGUGUGUGUUGCUAGUGAGACUGGAAUUUUCGAAACAAUCAUGUUUUGUGCAAAAAAUGUAAAAACAAAAGUUGAGCAACAAGCGGCUUUUGCUUGUUUCCGUUGAAUUUCCCUGUGCUUUUGUCAGCCCAGUUUGGAAGGGCCGGUUAUUUCACAUCAAUUUAUGAUUGUCUAUACUUAACUCUUUCUGUCAACUCGAUGUUGUCGGCAGGUUAUCGAGGAACUUGUUGUACUAGAUUUUAUAUUGCGUAUGGCGCAGCAUUCAUUUAAAAUGUAUGCUGUGACUCUUGCAAGGUUGUAGUUUCUGUUCCAAAUCACUAAAAUCAUUUACUCAUUGCCACAAAUGGACUUCUAGUCACAAGCAAAAGGUUUCAAUGCUUGUUUUUAAGCCUGUGAGUUUGGGUAUCUAGCUUAGACAAGUAAAUGGUAUAUUUUUUUAUUAGAGCUUUUCUAAGCUAUUUUUUUCCCAAACGAUAGCCUUACGGCAUUAUGUGUGCUAUGCAUAUAUUUCGUCUUUUUAUUUAAUUUUUUAGUUCAAUUAUAAGCUUUCUUUAGAUGCAUUUUGCAUUUAUUGUAAUUACAUAUUUGAUAAUGGUGCAGUGUUGCCUUGCUCUAGAAUUAUGCCAUCCCGAGGAGGUCCUUUUUUUAUUGAAGAAACAUCUACGUGCCUAAUUUUGUACUCCAUGUUUUUCUGUGCUUUGGAAUUAUUUGGGAAUCACAUAACCAUGUUGCCAUCUUUCAACCUCAUCCCACACUGCCCAGCGUUGUUGUCCGUGGGAUACUUUUAUUGAGGUGUGAAAUAACCACUGUGAUCUCUUUCUGAACAAAAGAACUUUGGCACAUUUUAUUGUUGAAACAUGUGUACUCUAUUUUUGCAGAUCAUGAUUUGGAAGAUGUCUGGUUGGUUCAGAAAAAGCCCUGACCUUUUCUUUUUCUUUCUGAACACGGGGACAAUAAAAUGCUACAGCUGCCAUA
Messenger RNA from Ixodes scapularis (black-legged tick), 5177 nucleotides. RefSeq names its product transmembrane protein 8B. The transcript has 13 exons. NCBI's taxonomy places the organism in Eukaryota, Metazoa, Arthropoda, Arachnida, Ixodida, Ixodidae. The coding region runs from base 54 to 2459 and encodes 801 amino acids. Gene Ontology annotation, cellular component: plasma membrane. The record is from RefSeq and is a predicted model, not a curated record.